UACCCCUCCUCCUCCUCUUGUUUAAUUCCAAAGGUUUCUGUGCACUCAGACAGACGUUUAUGCUCUUACUUAGCCAGCAUUAAAAAUCUGGACAAAUCUGGUGUCAUCAUGAAAUAUUUGACUCUGGCUUUGCUGCUUUGUUCUCUGCCGUCACUGUCAAAUGCUUACUGCUACAGGCGCUUCAUGAAAGAAGGUAUGACCCACUGUCAGGACUAUGAGGAUGAGACGUGGCAUGCUGUAGGAUCUUCAUGGAGAAACAGUAGAUGUAUGAACUGUAAUUGCGGUCAAUGUUGCACUGGGUAUGCAACCCCUGCGGUAUUCCCUGACUACUGCGUGAAAGUGUUUGACCCGGAGGCUUGUGAAUACAUAGUGUACAAGAAGGACGACCCAUCUGUACUAUGUCAUAUUUCUGCCAUGGUGAGGAAGUGAUGGAGUGGUCUGAAGAUCUGGAGUACUCCUUUGGGGGGAGAGAGAUCGAGAGGCAUGCAGAUGUGAUCCCUCACUCGCUUCUCACCAGGCAACAGUGCCUGUUUUGUUGUAACACACGACCAAGCAGGAAGCACAGCUGCCGGAAAUUGAAAAUAAAAUACUGCUACAUCUUA
This is a messenger RNA of Sebastes umbrosus (honeycomb rockfish), 602 nucleotides long. RefSeq names its product beta-microseminoprotein J1-like. Lineage: Eukaryota; Metazoa; Chordata; Actinopteri; Perciformes; Sebastidae. The transcript is spliced from 4 exons. The record is from RefSeq and is a predicted model, not a curated record. Bases 109 to 429 code for a protein of 106 amino acids.